Molecule: messenger RNA, 2148 nt
Organism: Drosophila yakuba
Lineage: Eukaryota; Metazoa; Arthropoda; Insecta; Diptera; Drosophilidae
Exons: 1
Coding region: 148-1527 (459 amino acids)
Biological process (GO): regulation of DNA-templated transcription
Cellular component (GO): nucleus
Molecular function (GO): RNA binding; transcription coregulator activity
Source: RefSeq, a predicted model, not a curated record
UAGAUCCGGAACUCAGUUCAUUUUUAUACUCCUAGUCUCUUGGAUGUUAUCAAAGAUUUCAGUAGUUUUUAAAAGGAAUCGGUUCGUGUUUGAUCAGCAGUGUAAAGGCCCCACAACCAGGAGUUUUACCUAUAUUUUUUACCUACCAUGGAUAGCACCUCAGCCAGCGUAGUGUAUGCCAAUGCUUUUUACGCUCCAAAUUACCCGGACACCCAGCAGUCACAGCCACAGCCACAGCCACCGCCACCGCCACCGCCACAGCUGCAGAGUCAGCAGCAGCAGCACCAGAGUCAGAUGUUCCACGGCAGCUUCAUGGUCAGAUCCGCAUUGGGUUCUGGACUGGGCCUUGGCCUCGGACCCGCCCCCAAUCCGCAGGCAAGUGCCAGUUCCGGCCUGAGUCCCAGAGGCGGCAUGUACAGUGAUCUCUAUCGCUUCGAGGACGGCAGCGGCGAUGCCAGCGGAUCCUUGCUCUUGGGUCAGGAGGAUGACCACUACUGCGGCGGCGAGGCGGAGCAGCAGCUGGGGGCCAGCACGUCAUCCUCAUGCCCGACGACUUCGGGCGAGUCCGUGAGCAUGGACACUGAGCCGGAGCCAGAACAGGAGCUGCAGAUGAACCAAGGCGAGUUGGAGGAGCGGGCAGAGAUGAAUGAAAUGGAGGACAUGGAGGAGCUUGCAGAGGAGGAUACUGACCAGCAGAGGCCGCCGCAUUCGCCCUGCAUGGGUGGCAACACAUCCUACAUGGUGUUCCCGCGCACCGCCGCCGACUACAUGCCCCGCCUGCCACUGCCGCGCCAUUGUCCCUACAUAAACAUCGGCCAGGAGCAGUAUGUGAUCCAGGCGGAAACGGUGUUCGUGCUGGGCAUGCGCCUGAAUGUGACCAAGAACGAUAUCAUCCUGUUCUUUGGCAAACUGGGCGUGAUCAAGAUGGACGAGUCGACCAACAAGCCGAAGAUCUUCGUCUACAAGAACAAGAUGACGGGACGCUCCAAGGGUGAAGCCACCAUUACCUACGUGAGUCCAUUCUCCGCACAGGCGGCGAUUAGUUGUCUGAGUGGGGCCAAGUUCAUGGGCCAGGUGCUCACCGUGCUGCCCGCCUACCUGUCCACCCGGCGGGGCAGUGUCCGGUACAGCUAUCCGCGGGAGCUCAACUCGCCGGAGCACCAACGUCGCCAGCGGGCGCUGAAGUGGAAGCCGGCCAGCGACAAUUGGGUGUGCAUGCUCUGCCGGAACAGCAACUUCGUCUGGCGUUCCAGCUGCAAUCGCUGCCAGGCGGACAAGGUGGUCGCUGUCCAGAGCAACGGGGCGAGUAGCUGGAUGGGAUCUGGCGGAGGAGGAGCCGGUAGCCCGCGUCGUUGGCGGCCACAGAGGAACGACUGGCUGUGCAAGCUAUGCUUCAAUAUGAAUUUCUGGUACCGGGCGAAGUGCAAUCGCUGCCACGCCUCGCGUUCCGAUGAAACGCAGAGCUCCGAGUCGACGGAGGAGGAGGACACCUGGGAGCUGUUGCUGAAUCCUCCAUGUGCCGAGUAGACACAGUGCCUGCAUCCUGAAUCCAGUCCACCUCGUUCUGUCUGCAUCCAUACAUGUUACCUGUUUUGUGUAUCCGCAUCCGUUUGUGCGCAUCGUCUGUUGACGAAGGACACUUCUGCCUUCCUCAUCCCUGCAGCUCCCGGACUCCUAAAAAUUUCAAGUGAUUGGAACGCGGACUGCGUCGUGGUAUCCAGAUGCGACUUCAAUUGAAUUGAAUCGAUUCGAUUUGGAACUCUGUGCGCCAUCCACCAACAGCAAGAAGAGCCAAGAACAAAAGAAACCUAAAUUCCUGUUAAUGUCCGUCUUAAAAGAGGCAUUCUUUGUCCCAGAGAUCCUGAGAUUGUGGGACGAUGCAGCUUGCUGAAUGGUAAUCCACUUAAUCCGGGUAACUGAAUAUUUUACCCAGGCACAAAAGCCACACACCACCGACGGACUCACCUGGCCAGCUCUAAACGUUUAAUGAAUUUAUUUACUUUCCCAACGCCCGACGCCCGCAGUCAGUGGCUCAGUGGCUCAGUGGCUCAUUGGCUCUGUGGAACUGCACUGAAAAUCGAAAUAUUAGUUUCUAUGAAGUCUAAAUUGUUUAAUAAAAUUUGUCUUCUUUUCAUGUAUUUAUAGUAA